Diospyros lotus (date-plum) is the source of this 6236-nucleotide messenger RNA. RefSeq names its product SNF2 domain-containing protein CLASSY 1-like. Gene Ontology annotation, biological process: gene silencing by siRNA-directed DNA methylation. NCBI's taxonomy places the organism in Eukaryota, Viridiplantae, Streptophyta, Magnoliopsida, Ericales, Ebenaceae. Bases 2165 to 6094 code for a protein of 1309 amino acids. The record is from RefSeq and is a predicted model, not a curated record. The transcript has 10 exons. Gene Ontology annotation, molecular function: ATP-dependent chromatin remodeler activity; ATP binding.
CAGAGGCAAGUAUUUACCUGUCACGUCUCCUCUCGUCUGUACACACGGCGCGAGAGUCGAGAUUCCCAACCGAACCCAUAGCCCACUUGGCCACUGAAACCCCAAUUCAAUGCAAUUUAGUGCCAUAGAUUUAUUUUUUCUCUGUUUCCCAGGAGCAAGAGCAUCAUUCCCGGUGGCCUUUUCUCGGAGUUUGGAUGAAUUCUGUAGAAAAAGCCUCCGACGACACUUUUCCGGCUCCACUUCGCCGGAAUCUGCCAUCUUCGGCACACUCCAUCUCAACUAAGUAGUCUCUCAAGCGGCUGACUUGGACAGCGCCUGAUCGUGCUGCUUGCUUUCCAUUUAAACUGCCCUCGGUUUGGACCAGUCUUCGGGAAUGAUGAUUGGCAGUACUGAGGAAAAAGAUGAUCUCUACUACAUUUCAAGAGAUAUUGCAGCAAUAAAGAAUUCUCCAAAAAAUAAAACAGUUUUUACUGUAACUUCUAAUGCCAAUGCAUUGUUGUGGCACAAACGCCUAGAACACCCUAGUUUUCCAUAUUGACAUUAAUCGAAGAUGGCAACAACAGAGAAAGGAGAUCCAAUGUCAGUGGCAGAGGCGCAAUAGAAAAACUGGCAGAGGCAGAGGUGCAGUGAAGGUAGUGUGGUUCUAGGUCUUGCGGCAAUGGAGGUUUGUUGAUGAAGACGAUGACAACAAUGGGCAGCGACAAGCAGUCAGAGAUGGUAAACUCUGAAAUCAAUAGAUUAGCAACUGUGAACUUAGAAAACAAUGUCUGAUUUCAAUAAAUCAUGAAAUCAGAAAAUGAUUUUUAAGGGAAAUCAGGAGAAAAGGAGAACUAGGUGGCAAGGACAACAAAGAACCAGCAACGAUAGAGGCAAAAGGUAGACCUACCAUAGCCGAAUAACCAACCAGAGAAUUGUCUCGAGCGGCGGAGAUGGCUGGGGGAAAACAAGGACAUUAGGCGAUGAGCAAUGGAAGUUCCAGCAAUGGUGUAGCAAGGAUGAUUUGCAGAGACUCACGAGAAACCAUGAGGUUCCAGCAGUGGUGUAGUAACUCUCAUGUUUGAGAAAACAUAAGACUCACGAGAUCAAUGAAGCUCUAAUAACAUGUUAAAGUAAAAGAAUAUUGUAUGCUUGUUAUUGUACUAGAAGGUUUACAGUUGGUAUAUAUAAGAUCUUUGACUAACCUAAAAAGGUAAUAAACAACAUGGAAAGAUUACAAGGAAUAUAUAAAAGAUGUAUAAAAUAUUUUAAUAAUAUUCUCAAGAUAUUCUUAACAUAAAUUAGAAGGGGUAUUUGUGAUGAAAUUGGGGGUAAUCAUGCAAUUCCUCAGAAAUUUUCAAGGUAUAAGUGAAAUUUUGAAUCCAAAGGACUUUGGUGUAAUUAAUAGAGAUGCUGGUGUAAUUUUCUAAAGGUUGGGGGCUGAGUUAAGGACUAAAAGCAAUUGAAUGAAAUUUGCAGGGGGCACUAGGUGCAAUAUUCACAAAUAUGGAAAUGUACAGUGUGGCAGCUGCGAAGUUGGCCAGCAUGGGACUGUAAAUUCGACACUUAUGGCAGGCUAAGAGGCUAGGGAGUAGGCUGGUGAUGGCCUAAGGCUCAGUCAGUGAUGGAGAUUGAGAUAGGUGGUUUGGGGGGGGGGGGGGGGGGGUUCACUAUAAAAGGGAGGUUUAUUGGCCAAGGUUAGGGGCACAAAUCAAACCCUAUUGAGGUCAAUUCUGAAGGAUUGAGUGAGAGAUCUGAGUAGAGGAGAAAAGGGAGAGAAAGAGGGUGAGAUCACACAUUUUGGUGAAGAAAUUGUGAGCUACAAAAGUUCAAAUCCGUCAAGUGAAUCAAACGGUUGCAGCAGCAAUUGGGGAGAAACAGGAAAAAGAAGAAAAGAGGAGAAGAAGAAGAAGAGAAGAAAAAGGGAGGAGAAAAAAAAAGAAAAGGAGAAGAAAAAUUGGAAAAGAGAUUUUGGAAACUUCACGUGGCCAUGUGAAAUCCCAAGCUUGGGAAUUGGCUCGAGUGCAACAUAGUCAAAGUAAUGAGAAAGUGAGGAGAUUAGAAGCUGACACUGCCACAAAGAUCACAUUGACUCUUCUUCCAAAAUAAUUGAGGUACAGAAUUUUAUACAAGGAAAAAAAAAAGCUUGGUGGGAGAUACUUCGGGAGAAGUCACUGGUACAGCGGCCAUGAGGAAAAGGAAUAUACAUCAAAGCAUACAUCAAUUUGAUGCUUGCCCUUUUGAGGCAUUUUAUAAAGGCUCAUGGAAAAUUGUGGAGUGCUUGCGAAUUAGGAUGGGGGCUAUAACAGCACUUUUAGCUGAUGGUGGAGAUACCUUUGAAGAAAAUGUUCCCUUGUCAAACAUUCGAAUGAGGUCAAGAAAAGCAAAAUUAUCUGACUGCACCUGCUUCAUAAGGCCUGGGCUUGAUAUUUGUGUGCUUUCAAGCUCUCAACUUACAGAAAGUUCAAGUGAAGAGAAAAAUUCAGAACCUGUCUGGCUGGAUGCUAAAAUAAUAUCUAUUGAGAGGAGGCCUCAUGAACCUGAAUGUUCUUGCCAAUUUUUUGUUAGCUUCUAUCUUACCCAAGGCCCUCUUUGUGUGGCAAGGAAAACACUUGCUAAAGAUACAAUCAUUGUACAGAUUGAUCAAAUUUCUAUCCUUCAAAAGCUCAAAAGGGAUGCUUGUGUAACCGAGCACUAUCGUUGGAAUUUCUCUGAGGACUGCUCUUCACUGGAACGAUACAAAUUGUUUACAGGAAAGUUCUCAUCUGAUCUUUCAUGGCUACUUGUUGCAUCUGUUCUGAAGCAAAUUGAAUUUGAGGUCAGAUCAAUAGGAAACAAGAUUGUCUAUCAAAUUAUUGAUGAUGACUACAACGAGAAUUCACUGAAAUUGGAAGGCCAUGCAACUGCUGUGAAUUUCAAAUUAGAAAAUGGAAUUUCAAUACCCAUAAUUGUCCCAUUUGCUCCCACUGAUAUUCUUGAGAAGGAAACUGCUUUUGAUGUGCAUGAAGAUGAAUCAUCAUCAUUUUAUGAUCCCAUGGGGUUGCGGCGAUCCAAGCGUCGAAAUAUACAACCUGAGCGUUACUUAGGUUGUGAUUUGUCGGAGUUGGAUAUUGAUGAUGCACCUCGAAUGGGGACAUGCAGAACAUACAGAUGGGAGUAUAAAGAAAUGCCAUUGGCACUAUCCAUCCAGGCUGAUCAUGCAUAUUAUUUGGAUGACCACUCUAUCCAAGCUGAUCGUGGAUAUUUUCUGGAUGACCAUUCGAUCCAGGCUGAUCAUGCAUAUUAUUUAGAUGACCAUUCUAUGGGUGAUGAAAGGGUCCGUUCAUAUAAAAAGGGAUCCUGUAGGAAUUUUUUUGGAGGCCAGAGUAAGAGCAAAGCAAGGGUUUUAAAAUCAAUAGUGUCUACUCAAAGAGAAGAUCUGCCUAAACUUGAUAGUCCAAGAAAACACCAAUGUGAACUUGCUAUUGUUCCUGUACCUGAUGAGACUGAUCAAAUGAUAUAUCAGGAGGAUCCUCUUGAUGCUCCAUUUCCUGGCAAUUUUUCUGGUGAGAUGAAUGAAGUAUUUUCUAAGUAUGUUUGCAUAAACGGAACCUCCGCACAAACCAGAAGAAGCGUUUAUGAUAUAGACUUGGGAGAGGCUGAAAGUGGAUGGAAGGGUGGAUGGACGGGUGGAUGGAAGGGGAGAAAUUCGCGUAAGAGGUCCCGAGGAAAAAGGGAUUAUUUUAUAUCUUCAGGACGGGAGAGUUUUCGUUAUGCAGGAACCAAUGCAAGAAAAUCCUUUAGUGCCAGUAUGUACAGGGAAAUGAUAAGGAAAUGUAUGGAGAGCAUAAAAUCCACAAUGCAUAAGGAACAACCACCAGUUAUUGAUCAGUGGAAUGAAAUCCAGUCAGGAAAAUCUAAAAACCAAAAGAAUACUAGUGAAAUACCCUCAACGAUUGAGGAAGACGAUGCAGAAAUUGAAAUGUUGUGGAAGGAAAUGGAACUUUGCAUGGCAUCAACUUACUUUCAAGACAGUGAGGAGUCCAAUGUUGAACUUCCCACUAAUGUUGUGCAAACUACGAGUGAACAAUGUGGACAUGUCUGCCGACAUGAAUACAGACUAAAUGAAGAAAUUGGAAUUCUUUGCAGAUUAUGCGGGUUUGUGAGCACUGAAAUAAAGGAUGUUGUGCCAACCUUCUUGCACUGCGCGGGUUCAAACCCAUACAAGGGGACACAAAAUGAAGAAGAUUCAGGGCAUAAGCCAGACGAAGGCUCAGGGCUUGAUCUUUUCAGCAUUCCUGCCCCCUCCAGUACGCCCUUAUCAGAGGGGGAAGGCACUGUGUGGACCUUAAUACCUGAUCUGAAAUGGAAAUUACGGCUGCAUCAAAUGAGAGCCUUUGAAUUUCUCUGGCGUAACAUUGCUGGUUCUGUGGUACCAACAGUUAUAGAAUCCAUGGUCAAGAAAAGAGGCGGUUGUGUUAUCUCUCAUUCCCCUGGGGCUGGUAAAACUUUGCUUAUCAUCGCAUUCCUUGUGAGCUACUUGAAGUUAUUCCCUGGAUCACGGCCUUUGGUCCUUGCUCCGAAAACAACACUGUAUACCUGGUACAAAGAAAUAAUUAAGUGGGAAGUUCCUAUUCCAGUUUAUCAAAUCCAUGGUGGCAGUACCUAUAGAGGUGAAGUCUUAAGGAGGAAAUUGAGAGUAUCACCAGGAGAUCCGAAGCCCAACCAGGACUUUAUGCAUGUUUUAGACUGCAUGGAGAAAAUUCAGAAAUGGCUUGCACAUCCAAGUGUACUUCUGAUGGGUUAUACCUCUUUUCUGACAUUGACACGAGAAGAUUCCAAAUUUGCACACAGACAAUACAUGGCCCAAGUGUUGCGACAAUGUCCUGGGAUUCUUAUUCUUGACGAGGGGCACAACCCAAGAAGCACUAAGUCAAGGUUGAGGAAGGCUUUGAUGAAAGUUGAAACAGGGCUGAGAGUUUUGCUUUCUGGUACAUUAUUUCAGAAUAAUUUUGGGGAAUAUUUCAACACCCUCACUUUGGCAAGACCAACUUUUGUCACUGAAGUGCUGAGAGAAUUAGACCCUAAGUUUAAGAGGGGAAAGAAAGCUGCAAAAACGCGGUUUUCUCUUGAAAAUAGAGCAAGAAAAUUCUUCAUUGACAAAAUUGGGAUGAAGAUUAAUUCAAGCGUAACGGAAGAAAGAAUGAACGGUCUGGUUACAUUGAAGAAUUUGACUAGUGAAUUUAUAGAUGUGCAUGAAGGUGGGAGCUAUGAUAACCUUCCUGGUUUACAAUGCUACACCCUAAUGAUGAAGUCAACACCUUACCAGCAAGAGCUUUUGGUAAAACUUCAGAAUCAAAGACCUAUUUACAAAGGAUUCCCCCUGGAGUUGGAGCUUCUGAUCACUCUUGGAUCAAUACAUCCUUGGUUGAUUAGAACUACGGCAUGUGCCACUCAAUAUUUCAGUGUGGAAGAGUUGGAGGGUCUUGAGAAAUAUAAGUUCAACCUGAAGUUUGGUUCCAAAGUGAGAUUUGUUAUGAGCCUUGUGCCUCGGUGCCUCAUCAGGAAGGAGAAGGUCCUGAUCUUUUGCCACAACAUUGCUCCAAUUAACCUAUUUGUGGAGAUAUUUGAGUUGUUCUAUGGGUGGCGUAAGGGUGAAGAAGUUUUGGUCCUUCAAGGGGAUGUUGAACUUUUUGAACGCGGGAGGGUCAUAGAUAAGUUUGAGGAACCGGGGGGGCCCUCGAAGGUAAUGCUGGCUUCAAUAUCAGCUUGUGCCGAGGGGAUUAGUCUGACUGCAGCAUCUCGUGUGAUCUUACUGGAUUCAGAGUGGAAUCCUUCUAGGAGCAAGCAAGCCAUAGCAAGAGCUUUCCGGCCAGGUCAAGCCAAGGUGGUCUAUGUGUAUCAGCUCUUGGCCGCUGGCACUCUGGAAGAGGAGAAGCACGGCAGGACCACUUGGAAGGAAUGGGUUUCGAGCAUGAUAUUCAGCGAGGAACUAGUGGAGGAUCCUUCUCAGCGCCAAGCAGAAAAAAUCGAAGACGACAUAUUGAGGGAGAUAGUUGAGGAGGAUAGAGCUCCAUUAUUCCAUAUGAUUAUGAAAAAUGAGAAAGCUUCAAAUCUGAUGGUCAGAGGUAAAGACUAGGCUCUGUCUAUCUAUAUCUUUAGUAAAUAAAUGUAAGGAGACAUGCCUCUGCCCUCUUUCUCUUUGCCUCUCUGUCUUGACUCUUGACUGGUUUAUAUGUCGUUCAGUUUCUUAGUGCAUAUCUCUUGCUUUGCUUUUCUCA